This is a messenger RNA of Ruditapes philippinarum (Manila clam), 649 nucleotides long. RefSeq lists its product as uncharacterized. Lineage: Eukaryota; Metazoa; Mollusca; Bivalvia; Venerida; Veneridae. The record is from RefSeq and is a predicted model, not a curated record. The coding region runs from base 98 to 424 and encodes 108 amino acids. The transcript has 2 exons.
AUCGUCUUCCGUUUUGCAUACGAUGGCUUAUUAUUUCGUUAAAUAAGUUUUAAUAAAAUUGUGAUAUUCAAGACUACAGCAGGUAUUUGUCGAAGUCAUGGAGAAAGUUCUAACAGUAUUGAUACUUCUUGUGGCAAUUCAUAUCAAGUUGUCUUAUGGUAUGCUACGAGAUGAGCUGAGCCUACACGAUACUGUCCAAAAAUACUUCAAUCUUGGUUAUACGCAUUCGGAAAUGGCUGGAAUGUUUUUGUUUGUUCACCAUAUUGUAGUUUCCAAAACUAAAAUAAAAAGAAUUCUUCGACGUUUAAACUUACGUAGACGUGAAGAAAGCAACCCAGAGGAUAUUGCUCGUGGAAUAGUACAGCUACAUCGAGAGGGUUAUUCUGAACUAGGUUACAGAGCAGCAUGGAGAAUGCUUUUUUGAGAUAUGGAAUCAGAGCACAUCAAAAUACAGUGAGGAUUUGUCUUAAGGCGUUAGACUCUUGUGGAGUAGUCAACAGGAAAGCAAGACGAUUAAGACGUAGACAAUAUUUCAAUCGAGGCCCAAACUUCGUAAUUCAUGUCGACGGAUAUGACAAACUAAAACCAUUUGGAAUAUUAAUUCAUGGAGCUAUAAAUGGAUUUUCCCGAAAAAUUCUAUGGUUGAGAG